Messenger RNA from Humulus lupulus (European hop), 1726 nucleotides. RefSeq names its product protein IQ-domain 26-like. Gene Ontology annotation, molecular function: protein binding. Lineage: Eukaryota; Viridiplantae; Streptophyta; Magnoliopsida; Rosales; Cannabaceae. Bases 169 to 1473 code for a protein of 434 amino acids. The transcript has 4 exons. The record is from RefSeq and is a predicted model, not a curated record.
AGAUAAAAGCUUUACUGAGUUUCCCAUUGGAGAAGUGGAAAAAAAAAAAAAUGGAUCGCUUUCCUUUUUUCCUCUGUUUCUCCUUUACCUUUCUUUAAUCUUUUUCACAAGUACUAUUUUUUACUUUUCUAAUCAGAAUCUGAUUCUACCAAGAUCAAACACUAGAAAAUGGGCAAAGCAAUAAGGUGGCUUAAGGGCUUGUUUGGGAUGAAGAAAGAGAAAGACUGCAAACCGAAUUCCAACUCUGGCGACCGGAGAGACAAGGUAGGAUUUAGCUCGGGAAAGGACUCUGACGGACUGUGUCAUAAUCCGGCAACUAUUCCACCUAACUUAUCGGCAGCCGAGGCUUCUUGGCUGAGGUCAUAUUGUAAUGAAACAGAGAAGGAGCAGAACAAGCACGCAAUCGCCGUGGCGGCGGCGACGGCUGCUGCCGCUGACGCUGCUGUGGCUGCAGCUCAGGCUGCCGUGGCCGUCGUCAGGCUCACUAGCCAUGGUAGAGGUACUAUGUUUCAAGGCAGCCGUGAAAAAUGGGCUGUUGUAAAGAUUCAAACAGUUUUCAGAGGGUACUUGGCUAGAAAAGCUCUGAGAGCUUUGAAAGGACUGGUGAAACUACAGGCACUGGUAAGAGGGUAUUUAGUGAGGAAGCAGGCCACAGCAACUCUCCAUGGUAUGCAAGCUUUAAUAAGAGCACAAGCCACAGUUCGAUCCCAAAAAACUCGCGGGUUCAUAUUCAACAAUGAACCCAUUAGUAAAUUCGAUAAUAGAGCACGAAAAUCCAUGUCCAAUUUGCAGGAGAGAUUUGAUGACAGUAAAAGCGAUCACACAGCUCCCAUUCACAGCAGGAGGCUCUCUGCUUCUUUAGACACAAGUUUUACCACCAUUGAUGAGAGUCCCAAGAUUGUGGAAGUUGAUACAGGAAGGCCUAAAUCCAGGUCUCGCCGAACAAACACCUCAGUCUCCGAUUUCGGAGACGACCCGCCUUACCAAACGCUCUCUUCUCCUCUCCCAUGUCGAAUUCCCACUCAAAUUUCAAUACCCGAUUGCCGGAAUUGCCAGGAGUCUGAGUGGGGAUUCACAGGCGACGAGUGCCGGUUCUCCACUGCCCAAUCCACGCCGCGUUUCCUUAACUCCGCCGCGUCUAAUGCUCCAACAACUCCGGCCAAGAGUGUCUGCGCGGAUAACUACUUCAGGGGAUAUGGGAAUUAUCCAAACUACAUGGCCAACACAAAGUCUUUUAAGGCCAAACUGAGGUCCUAUAGUGCUCCAAAACAGAGGCCUGAACCAGGGCCGAAGAAGAGGCUUUCCCUUAAUGAAUUGAUGGAGUCAAGGAAUAGUCUAAGUGGGGUUAGAAUGCAAAGGUCAUGUUCUCAAGUUCAAGACGCCAUUAGUUUCAAGAAUACUGUAAUGGGGAAGCUUGAUAGGUGCUCAGAUGUUGGGAGAGAGACAGAGAGGACCAACUUGCUGAGAAGAUAGUGAUUUGGUUGUUUUUGGUUAAUAAAUAUAGAUAGAAACUUGGUUAAGACCCAGCUUGCAAGCAAAUCCUAUAGUUCGGUUGUUAAGUGUUUGAGAUCACAAGAACGAAGAAUGUGUGUAGAUUCAAAGUUAGUGUAAUGUAUAAUUAAAUUGCCUUUGUAUCUCAUUAUGAUGUUUUUAGUUUUAAUGAUGGAAUUACACAUUUACACUUCAUGUUCCAAGUAAAAAUAAAUAAAUCAUCUUUUGGUAUGAA